AUUUCUAAGAGGUAAGUUUAUGCACGACUCAACUCCUGAACUGCUUUUUUUUUUUUACCCUUUCUUGAAAGCUCAAAUAUGUCUUUGCUUCCUUUUUUUUUUUUAAGGAUAUUUACAGUGUGGAUUAAAGGAUGAUGUUCAGAGUCGUGUUAGCAGUCCUGCUCCCAGUAGCGGCUUAUCAGUCACCUCUGCCCACCGACUGUAGUGACAUUUACAAAGCCGGCUCAGGCCAAGACGGAGUGUACACCAUCUACCCGGCGGGCCCCACAUCUCCAGUGCAGGUUUACUGCGACAUGAGCAAAGACGACAUCGAUGAUUCCAGAGAAAAGUGGACGGUCAUUCAGAGAAGACAGGACGGCACGGUGAACUUCUUCAUGAAGUGGGAUCACUACAAAGCUGGAUUCGGCAGCGCUGCUGGAGAGUACUGGCUGGGCCUGGAGACGAUGCACCUGCUGACUCAGGCCAAGGCCUACGAGCUGAGGGUGGACAUGGAAGACUUUGAGGGUCAGAAAGUCUUCGCUCUCUACUCUUCCUUCGCCGUUGGUCCAGAGUCAGAGGGAUACAGGCUGAACCUGGGAACGUUCGUAAGGGGAGCAGCAGGAGAUUCCCUAAGUCUUCACAAUGGACAGAAAUUCACUACCACCGACAGGGAUCAAGACACGCACAAUUCGAACUGCGCCAGGCUGGCCUACGGAGCAUUCUGGUAUCAAGCUUGCUUUGGCGCCAACCCCAACGGCAUCUACACCUGGGGGCCUUCGCCACACGCAGCUGGUGUGCAGUGGAACAGCUUUAAAGGGCUGGAUUACUCCCUAAAAACCAUGAUAAUGAAGAUCAGGCCUGUGGCCGCGCAAAAAUAGGAACUGCAGCAAAAAACUUCUUCCACAGAUAUGUAGUCUGGUGAUCUCGUGCAUGUCUUUCCUUCCACAGAUUGUAAAAUCUUUGGUUGAUUAGACAUUUUUUAUAUAUAUAUUUUAUUUUUAGAGAAGACCAGAAAAUACUCAGAUAAUUAUAAUGUCUGAAGUUUGCAUUCACUUUUAAGGCGACACGUGCAUUGAUAAGUUGUGUGCUUCCCAUCAGGAUCAGACGUCUCUGUCCCUACUGCAUCUGCUUAUUGUUUGUUUAUUUGUUUAUUAUUGUUUGCACUUUAAUAAAACAUUACAGAUAAAAAGUA
Mugil cephalus (flathead mullet) is the source of this 1171-nucleotide messenger RNA. Its product is annotated as microfibril-associated glycoprotein 4-like. Lineage: Eukaryota; Metazoa; Chordata; Actinopteri; Mugiliformes; Mugilidae. Gene Ontology annotation, biological process: elastic fiber assembly. The record is from RefSeq and is a predicted model, not a curated record. The coding region runs from base 132 to 857 and encodes 241 amino acids. The transcript is spliced from 6 exons.